AGCGCAGGGGCCGGGCUGGUCCCGGUCCCGCUCCGUUCCCUGCUCCGCAGCAGCGGGACAGAGCCGGCAGCGGAAUCCCCCGCGCCCAGGCGUCGAGAGGGACCCCGCGCGUCUCUCGCCCCGGUGCCGCUCGGCGUGGCCGGGGCUGGGGACGCCCAGCGCCCGUGACCGGGCCCUUCCCGGCGGCUCGCAGGUAACCACGUAGUAGUGACUGUCAAGGAAGUUUCCCCUUGCUUCUCCUGAAGGAGAAGUAGGCCCUGAGCAAGGAUGCAGCAGCCAGAAGCUGGUGAUGGGAGCAGAGCCAUUCCCUCACCAUGUCCACCUCAGGCCAACAUCACUGAUGGCUCAUUCUACACACGCCGCUGCAUCACUGAGGAUCUCAGUUGGUCCCUGGUCACUGUGCCCCACCUCACUGAGCUCUGCCUCCAGCAUAUUGCACACAAUUUUGAAAAGAACCCUAUUUUGAACUAUCUUCUGCCUGAGCACCAAAAGAAGGUGGUGGACAGGCUCUCCACCAGCCUUCCACUCACUGUGACUGCCAACAUUGUAAGCCAUGAGGAGUACUGGAAGAGGUGCUGUAUGGAGCGCUGGCAAGCGUGUGACGUCUCCAACUAUGGGGACAGCUGGAAACAGAUGUUCUUUGAACGUCACCUGGAGAACAUUCUGAAGUUCUCCAUCCCUAACAUCACAGACCCCAAGCAGGUGCUAGAGCUCAUCCCGCUCUGCAAAAGCUACGUGCGGAAACUGGAGAUCAAUCAGUUCCUGCCACCUUUGUGGGUGCAUCAAAAGGAGGAGAGCAAUGACCUCUCUGACACAGAGGAUGAUGCUGAAAUUGGUGAGGUCUACAUGCAUCAUUACAACCUGAAAGAUGUCAUUACUGCCCUCCCGCACCUUGAAGAGCUUCAUCUCAUUUAUGGUGUAAAGAGCUGUGGCAUGAACUUUGAGUGGAGCCUCUUUAACUUCACUGAGCUGGACUGCUCCAACUUGGCUGCUGCUGUGAAGAUGUGCCGUAACUUGAAAGUUUUCAAGCUGACACAAAGCAAAGUGGAUGAUGACAAGAUCAAGCUCCUGGCCCGUAACUUGCAGCAUCACCCUUCCUUGUUGGAGCUGGACUUGUCCCACAAUCUCAUCGGGGACCAUGGGGCACAAGCUCUUGGCAAGCUGAUCAGCCACAGCAGAUUAGAAACACUUAAUCUGUGUAACAACCAGAUCUGUCACCUGGGGGCUCAGGCUCUUGCUCAAGGCCUGGCUGAGAGCUCCACUCUGACCUCCCUGAAUCUACGCCUCAACUUUGUGGAGGACAAAGGUGGAGAGGCAAUUGGCCGUGCCCUGCUGACCAACGCCAGCCUGAAGUCCCUCCACCUGGGAAGCAAUAACCUGUCAGAGCCAACGGCAGCAGUGUUCUCCCAGGUCCUGGCUCAGAACACCAGUCUGACGAGCAUCAGCUUCUCAUGCAACCACCUGGGGAUGAAUGGUGGGAAGCAGCUGCUUAAAGGUCUGGCAAACAACAAGACUUUGACCAAGCUUGAUCUCCGCCAUGCAGAGGUGGACCAGGAGACCGAUUUCCUCAUUCACGAAAUCGUGUGGGCCAAUCAGGAAGUGGUGAGGCUGGGAUCUCUGCAGCACCCCACCACUGAACCCCUCUGA
Molecule: messenger RNA, 1647 nt
Organism: Lonchura striata (white-rumped munia)
Lineage: Eukaryota; Metazoa; Chordata; Aves; Passeriformes; Estrildidae
Gene: DRC5
Product: dynein regulatory complex subunit 5
Molecular function (GO): protein binding
Source: RefSeq, a predicted model, not a curated record